AUGACCACGAUUCCUGCGCGUCUGGCGCGCUCCGUCCAGGCCCGCAAGCGUGCCCUCAAGCUCUACCGGGACUGGUACCGCGGCGCUCCCGAGAUUGUCAGCAUCUACGCCCUCAACGUCUCGCCCGCCUUCAUUCGCCACUGCGUCCGCCAGCACUUCGAGCAGAACCGCUACGUCUCCGACACCCGCGUCGUUGACGUCCUCCUGCACAAGGGCCGGGUGGAGUACCAGGAGACGAUGAACUGCUGGAAGCAGCUCGACCACAUCAUGGGUAUCCUCCUCCAGCCGAAGGGCCGGCCCCCACGCACCUUCCUGCAGAAGUUCUACGAGGGCAGGGACGAGGACGCGGUCCUUCCGGCUGCGACAGGGAUCAUCAAUGCAAAGACUAUCUAG
Epithele typhae is the source of this 393-nucleotide messenger RNA. Its product is annotated as NADH-ubiquinone oxidoreductase Complex1 subunit. Gene Ontology annotation, biological process: response to oxidative stress. NCBI's taxonomy places the organism in Eukaryota, Fungi, Basidiomycota, Agaricomycetes, Polyporales, Epitheliaceae. The coding region runs from base 1 to 393 and encodes 130 amino acids. The record is from RefSeq and is a predicted model, not a curated record. The transcript is spliced from 4 exons.